UCAAGAAAGAUAAAGUCAUAAAAACUGUAGCAGCUGCAAUAAAAGGAUCAUCUGAGCUAAUGGUCUACGGGCUGGGAUCAUAUUUUGAGGAAGAGCACCCUGAUUCUCCUUUGCAGUUAACCAAUGAACAAAAUAGGUUUAGUACAUUCUAUUAUUAUGAGGGAAACGGAGACCAGAGAGCUCUUGCAAGAAAUGGAUUUCAUCACAAUCGUAACGACGGACCUACUUCAACAAAAUGUUUUUAUUGUGAAUUUACUUGGAAUACAUGGCAACCCAAUGAUGAUGUGCUAAUUGUCCAUAGACAAAGGUCACCAAAUUGUACGUUUAUCAACAGAAGCAUAUCUAGCGCCGAACAAGUUGCUGCGAUGGAAUCAGUAACUGUCCGAACAAAUAUAACGGAGAGGCAAAUUGGUCAUAGUCAUACAAGAGCUGGCGUUUCAGAGACUAAUCGACUCAUCGAUCUAGCAAGGACACGCACAGUACAUCAAAGGAAUAGGGAAGAAAUUACAGAAACGAGAGAGUCCCAAUGUGGCGAACACGGCUUUGGUGCAUCUGUACGGAACGGUUUAAGGAGUCGGUCUAAUGACGGGUCAUACCAGGAAACAGGCUACGGUUCAAACUCCGAAUUUGUUUCUUCACAUGAAAACAAUCGUCAAAGAUGUAACACAGAGGAACAAAGUAGCAACAUGCAGACAAGUUACCGUCUGAAUGCCAUGGAAACAAUGAACUAUCCAAAACAUCUAGAUUAUGUCAAUCUCCAACGUAGAUUAGACUCCUUUAGCAGCUGGCAAAAUGAUCAGUUGAUACAACCAAGAGCUCUCGCAGAAGCAGGUUUCUUCUACGCCGGGUUUGGUGAUUGUGUACGUUGUUACUUUUGUGAUGGUGGUUUACAAAAUUGGGAGGAGGGAGAUGAUCUAUUGAAGGAACAUUUACGAUGGUUUCCACAUUGUAAAUUCAUUACAAGUGUAAAAGGACAGGCGGAGAGAGAACAGACUCAAAGAAAGACAGGAGUAGGAGUGAUGAAUCCUAUGACCAGAAGAAUCAUACAAACUAUGGAGAAUAUGGGGUUUAAAUCUGAUGUCGCGAAGCUUGCGGUUAUGGCAGUAAAAAAUCAAACUUCUGGGCAGUAUGAUGUGAUGCUCAAUGAAGCAGUUACCUGGGCUUUAGAUCAAGAAAGUAAUAACAGAGACGACCAGACUCAGCCGCAGGCAUGUGCCCCUUUAGAAUCUUCAGACGCUGUUGCGGGAGCUACCGGGUCUUCACCAUCAACAUCUACCAACUGUCAAGAUGUUGCGUGUUUAAAAGCAGAAAACCAGCAGCUUAGAGAGUUGCUCAGAUGUAAAAUAUGUUUGGAUAGGCAGAUGGAAGUUACCUUCUUACCAUGCGGUCAUCUAGUUUGCUGUUUUGUAUGUGCUGCUAACAUACACAAGUGUCCUUUCUGUAGGAAAGAGAUAAGUGGCACUACCAAUACAGGUAUACCUCAUUGAUAACAAACGAGAGAAAACUCAGCAUGGCAAACCCCGUGGUGAAAUUGAUAGUGAGACUCCUUUGCAGGGGAGGGUGAACGAUGUUGCAGCUUACAUUAUCUCUUUUAAACAGGCUUAAUCAAACCGAGUCUUCCAGACAGAUGUUCUAUUGUUCACAAGGGGUCUCCGUUUUCCAGAUUUUCAUAUUCACGAAUUGAGAUAUUUGAAAAAGAUUGAAGGCGAAUUACAUUGCAUACUGAAGCUCUAUGAACACCAAGUCUCGGAAAAGGUCCUAUCAACAAAGGCAGCUAAAUGCUUAGUUUUAGCGAGAGAAAAUUGCAGUUUGAAUUUACUUAAAAUUUCUUUUAUACAUUGAUUAUUGCAGGGAAGUAUACAUAGACAUGUACUACAUUAUUGCAAACAGCAAAUGCGUAUGAAACACAAAAAUGCAAUUAAAAUAGAAUAAAAUAAUUAAAAAACGUGUUCUGUGCUACCCUAGGAUUGCCCAUUAAGCUUUAAAGCUUUUUUCCAAAAGGAAAAUUAAUAAUAUAUACUUACACAUGUUAAUAUUGACUGUAGUCAUUAGCAAUAUAUACAUGAUAUUCAUAUGUAACUUUUCUUUGCAAACUUAACUCUUUUAGACUAUAGCUAUUUCGGUAAAUAAUUAUUACUGUAACAAGUCAAUAUAUUCUGCAAUAAAUUGCUUCUUGAAAAAUG
This is a messenger RNA of Ruditapes philippinarum (Manila clam), 2183 nucleotides long. Its product is annotated as baculoviral IAP repeat-containing protein 2-like. Gene Ontology annotation, biological process: regulation of cell cycle; negative regulation of apoptotic process. The record is from RefSeq and is a predicted model, not a curated record. Bases 60 to 1487 code for a protein of 475 amino acids. Gene Ontology annotation, cellular component: nucleus; cytoplasm; spindle microtubule. Gene Ontology annotation, molecular function: cysteine-type endopeptidase inhibitor activity involved in apoptotic process. The transcript is spliced from 10 exons. Lineage: Eukaryota; Metazoa; Mollusca; Bivalvia; Venerida; Veneridae.